UUUUACCAGUGUUUUAGAAUUAAAUAUUAUGCUCUAAAUCGUGUUUUUAUGUGACUUUAAAAAGGAUCAGAACUGCAAUGCCGGGGACUGAAGACAGUACGACGGAACUCGGAGAAAUAGAGAAUGUCAGAGUUGUAGUCCGUGUUCGACCUUUAAAUGGGAAGGAGUUGGACGGACAUUGCAAAAAUAUAAUACGCGUAGACACUAUUAAUAGUGAAAUAACCAUUGAAAAUCCUAAUGCCGCACAGGGAGAACCACCAAAAUUCUUUUGUUUUGAUGCUGUUUUUGAUACGGACUCGACACAAGUUGAUAUUUAUAAUGAAACUGCAAGACCUAUUGUGGAUAAAGUUUUGCAAGGAUACAAUGGAACCAUAUUUGCAUAUGGACAAACUGGCACUGGUAAAACUUAUACCAUGUCAGGAGCUAAAACAUCUCCUCAGCUUAGAGGAAUUAUUCCUAAUACCUUCGCACAUAUUUUUGGACACAUAGCUAAAGCUCAUGAUAAUCAAAAAUUUCUGGUACGUGCAACGUAUUUAGAAAUUUACAAUGAAGAAGUAAGAGAUCUGUUAGGUAAAGAUCAAAAUUCAAGACUGGAAGUAAAAGAAAGACCUGACAUUGGAGUAUUCGUAAAAGAUCUUAGUGGAUAUGUCGUAAAUAAUGCUGAUGAUUUAGACAGAAUAAUGUCUCUUGGUAACAAAAAUCGUGUUGUUGGAGCUACAGCAAUGAAUGUGUCCAGUUCAAGGUCUCAUGCAAUAUUUACAAUUACAGUGGAAUCUAGUCAACUUGGAGAAGAUGGUGAACAACAUGUUAAAAUGGGAAAACUUCAUUUAGUUGAUUUAGCUGGUUCAGAAAGACAGAGCAAAACAAAAGCUUCUGGAGUUCGUUUAAGAGAAGCGACGAAAAUUAAUUUAUCACUUUCAACAUUAGGUAAUGUAAUAUCUGCAUUGGUUGAUGGUCAAAGUUCACAUGUGCCUUACAGAAAUUCCAAACUGACAAGAUUGCUUCAAGAUUCUUUGGGUGGUAAUUCAAAAACGUUGAUGUGUGCAAAUAUAAGCCCUGCAGACAUAAAUUAUGACGAAACUAUAAGCACGCUUCGUUACGCGAACCGUGCUAAAAAUAUAAAAAAUAGAGCGAGAAUUAAUGAAGAUCCAAAGGAUGCUCUGCUUCGACAAUUUCAAGUAGAAAUUGAACAGUUACGCAAGCAAUUAGAAGAAAAUGGUGCCGAAAUUUCAGAAUCUGAAGAUGAUUCUGAAGAUUCUGAAGAAACGGGAGAAACUAAACACGAAAAGAAAGUAAGGCGCAGAAGAAGUCAAAUACUCACAAUGGAAGAACUUGAAGAUGGUGAUGUAGAUUCAACUGAGAAAGUUGAUAAAGCUGAGAGAGAAGAUAAAAGUCCAGAUGAUAAAGAUGUCAUAGAAUUGAAAAGAACUCAGAGUGAAAAGGAGGCAUUACGAGAAAAAAUGCAAAACUUACAAAAUAAGAUUUUAGUCGGAGGCGAAAAUUUAUUAGAAAAAGCAGAAGCUCAGGAACAAUUAUUGGCUGCUGCAGCAAUUGAACUGGAACAACGUAAAAGUAGAGAAGAACAACUGAAAAAAGCUAUUGAAGCCAAAGAAGCUGAGCGCAUUGACAUAGAAGAGAAAUAUUCUUCUCUGCAAGAAGAAGCAGCAGGAAAAACUAAAAAAUUAGCUCGAGUGUACACGAUGUUAAUGUCUGUUAAAGCGGAAUUAUCCGAUUUACAACAAGAACACCAAAGAGAGAUGGAAGGUCUUUUAGAAGGAGUCAGGGGUAUUGGAAGAGAACUGCAACUGCAAGAAUUAAUCGUAAACAGUUAUAUUCCAGUUCAAUAUCAAACAAUGAUUGAAAGAUAUGUUCAUUGGAAUGAAGAUAUUGGAGAAUGGCAACUAAAAUGUGUGGCAUAUACUGGUAAUAAUAUGCGUAAAGCACAGGCUACCCCACCUGUAGGAAGUAAUAAAGAUCAAACUCAGCCGGAUAUGUCAAAUAUAUAUCUCUCUUACAAUAAUGGAAUCGACAAUACUUUUGUGCAACCAAAAAAAAUACGAGGACGAUCUGGAGUUCCAAGACCAACUACGGCACACAGGCGUACACCACACUAAAAGUACAUUUAAACUAUAAAAUUAUAGAAAUAUUUACUUUUCACUAAGUACCUUUUUUAGCAUUUUUGAAAAAUAUUAUUUUAAUUUAUUUUUGUUUAUAUAAUUUAUAUAAAAGAAUCAGUAUUUUGUGUAACUUUACUUUUAUUUUAAAUUGAAGAUAUUCAAUUCUAUAUUGAACAUUAGGAAGAAGUAAGGAGUGUAUAAUGUAGUGGAAAACUUCGGUUAAAAUACUGAUUUACUUGAGCUGCACGUAUUGUGCUAUAUAACUAUGCAAUUGAGAAGUACAUAAUGAAGAAAAAUAUUUCUAAUUAAUCAGUCGAACUAAUUUUUGCUAAUUUAUAUUAACUAUCGUAUGGUAAAAUAUAUAACUAAAUUCGAUACAAUUUUAACUUUAUUUAGAGUUAUAUUUAUAUAUAAUAAAAAAUGUAUUAACUUGAAUGAACUAUCACAAAAAGUAAGGUUUAUGUUAUAUAGAUAAUAUUUUAUGUAUUUAUAUUUCUCUGUGAUGUUUGUGAAAUAUGAGAUGACAAAAUUUAAACAAAUAACGAACUCAAAAAUCAUAGUAACUACAUUUUCAUAUUUAAUAGCAUGCAAUAUAAAUUACUAUUAAAUAGAAAAUUGGUUUAAAGAUUCUAGAGAAGGAAAUACAUGCUGUACCUGUGUGAUGAGAAAUAAAAUGUUCUGUUCGGUAUAGAGAUAUUAGAUAAAUGUAACAAGAAAAAAAA
Messenger RNA from Megachile rotundata (alfalfa leafcutting bee), 2839 nucleotides. It is a transcript of the gene Klp64D, whose product is annotated as kinesin-like protein 64D. The record is from RefSeq and is a predicted model, not a curated record. Gene Ontology annotation, cellular component: microtubule. NCBI's taxonomy places the organism in Eukaryota, Metazoa, Arthropoda, Insecta, Hymenoptera, Megachilidae. Gene Ontology annotation, biological process: mitotic cell cycle; microtubule-based movement. Gene Ontology annotation, molecular function: microtubule binding; microtubule motor activity; ATP binding.